AUGCCGGUCGAUCACACGAACAACCUCACGCUGCGCAUCCUCCACGCCGCCCACGAGGGCAAGUACGCCAUCAACGCGCAAUCGUGCUACGAUGCGCAAUCCGUCAUCGCGCUCGUUCGAGCUGCUGAAGCUUCGCGCUCCCCUGCGCUCUGCCAACUCUUUCCCGUGACCAUGGCGCAAUUCGGUAAACCCUUCCUGCAGUUCUGUCUGGACACGUGUCACUCUGCCUCUGUGCCCAUCUCUGUUCACCUCGACCACGCUGCCUCGGACGAAGAUAUCACCCGGGCGCUCGAUUGGGCCGAACAAGGCGUUGCGCUCGACUCGAUCAUGAUCGACUGCUCUCACUUCGAUACCGACGAAGAAAACAUCGCCAUGGCCAAACCCUACGUGGAGCGGGCGAACAAGCUCGGUAUGGCGGUCGAGGUCGAAUUGGGUAGACUGGCAGGGGGUGAGGCCGGGGUGAGGGUGAUCGAGGAAGGCAUGCUGACCAAACCGGAGAAGGCGGAGAGGUUCUUGACGGAGCUGGGUGCGCAGAUGUUGGCUCCGAGCAUCGGAAACAUUCACGGACGCUAUGUCAACGAACCGCAGUUCAGGCUGGAUCUACUCGAAGAGCUGCAGAAGACCGUAGGACCGGGAACGCGGAGCAACGCGUACAUCGUGCUCCACGGCACGGAUGAUUUGAAGGACGAGCUGUUCAGGGAUUGCACAAAGAGGGGUGCGUACAAGAUCAACGUCAACAGCUGGGCGAGAGACCCUCAGGUCGAGUACUGGAGCAAGCACCUGGAGAAGGAUCCUCUGCCAGAGGUGUACGAAGGUGGCAUGGACGAGUUUGGCAAGGUGUGCAAAAGGUUUUUUGAUUUGUUCGAGAGUUCGGGCAAGGCUUAG
Molecule: messenger RNA, 885 nt
Organism: Pseudozyma hubeiensis SY62
Lineage: Eukaryota; Fungi; Basidiomycota; Ustilaginomycetes; Ustilaginales; Ustilaginaceae
Product: fructose-bisphosphate aldolase
Exons: 1
Coding region: 1-885 (294 amino acids)
Biological process (GO): carbohydrate metabolic process
Molecular function (GO): zinc ion binding; aldehyde-lyase activity
Source: RefSeq, a predicted model, not a curated record